AUGGAUGAGAUUCGACAAGACGAUAAAAAAUAUUCCCCAGCCCAGGAGUUCCAGCUGGACGAGGGUUCGGGGAAGGUCAUUCCUCUUGAGGAUCAAGAACUCGAACAGUUCUAUGGCUCUUCUACUACACAGGCGUAUCGCCUCAAGUCAGAACUUGUGGGCAAAUGCUUGGAAGAGAUUGGGAUGGGAAAGUUCCAGUGGAAAUUGUUCGUGGUGACGGGCUUCGGAUGGAUUGUCGAUAACUUUGCGUCUCAAGGCAUUGGCAGUGUCCAGCCUCCUAUUGAGCUGGAAUUCUCAGACAUUACCCAGGUCAGCUACAGCUCGGUUGCAUAUUACGUAGGCCUCAUACUGGGUGCUUCGUUCUGGGGUCUGUCGAGCGAUUUGAUCGGUCGGAAACCCGCAUUUAAUUCCACCCUUCUUAUUGCCGGGAUUUUCCUCUGUGCCGUCGCAGGCUCAAUGAAUUUCAUCGCAUUCAGUGCUCUUUGGGCUGUUAUUGGCACUGCAGUUGGUGGCAAUGUGCCUGUCGACUCGAUGAUUUUCUUGGAAUUUGUGCCAGGAAGUCACCAAUACCUACUCACUGCGCUUUCUGCAUGGUGGAAUUUGGGUCAAUUGAUGGUCUCGUUGAUCGUUUGGGUCUUCCUAGCCAACUUCAGCUGCUCGGCUGAUGCGACCUAUGAGACUUGUGCUCGUUCACAGAAUAUGGGAUGGAGAUAUACUAUGAUCACACUUGGGGCACUGUCCCUGGCCUUCACGUUUAUCCGCAUCUUCGUCUUCAAGCUCCCAGAGACUCCAAGGUAUCUUCUCUCUCAGGGCAGAGACCAGGAUGCCGUAGAUGCUGUGAACUACGUUGCCAAACAAAACGGCAAGCCCGAGCCACUAACCAUUGGAAUGCUCCGGGAUAUCGAUGCCAGACUAGGCACAGCAUCUAGCGAAAGUGAAGCCAGGACAAAGCUUUCUACCAAGGAAAUUAUUUCAGAAAACAUGGAAGCCUUCCGAGGAACACAUUACCGAGCCCUAUUCGCGACUUCGAAACUUUCCAGACAAACACUCAUUAUCUGGGCUAUUUGGCUCACUCUAGGCAUCGGAUAUCCCCUCUACUUCAACUUCCUGCCCUCCUACCUAGCAACCAAGUUCACCGAAAACUCAUCACUAUAUCUAACAUAUCGCAACUACUGCAUUACAUCGGCAGUGGGAAUUCUGGGCCCCAUAUCCGCCGCAGUUGCAGUCAACACACGACUUGGUCGACGCUGGAUGAUGAGCAUAUCAGCCGUGAUCACGGCUGUAUUUCUCUUCGCCUACGUGGGAGUCGACAGCACCGCAGCCGACCUGGCAUUUUCCUGCGUUACGAGUCUGCUAGCCAACUUUGAAUAUGCUAUUAUGUACGCCUUUACUCCGGAGACAUUCCCAGCUCCGCACCGUGGCACCGGAACCGGUACGGCGGCUGCUCUUCUGCGAUUUGGAGGACUGGUUGCUAGUUUGAUUUCGUCGCAGACGGGAUUUACAAGUGCCCCGAUCUAUGUCAGCGCUUCACUAUGGGUACUUGCUGGGGUUCUAUGUAUUGGGUUGCCGUAUGAGACGCAUGGCCAUGAUGCGCUGUAA
Penicillium atrosanguineum is the source of this 1599-nucleotide messenger RNA. RefSeq names its product MFS transporter. The transcript has 5 exons. Bases 1 to 1599 code for a protein of 532 amino acids. Gene Ontology annotation, biological process: transmembrane transport. NCBI's taxonomy places the organism in Eukaryota, Fungi, Ascomycota, Eurotiomycetes, Eurotiales, Aspergillaceae. The record is from RefSeq and is a predicted model, not a curated record. Gene Ontology annotation, molecular function: transmembrane transporter activity.